AAAGUGAUAUCAAGGCCUUACCAUAAUCAUAUCGCAGAAAGAAAGAAAGAAAAAUGUUGUGGUGUCCAUCUCUCUUGUGGUGUUGAUUUGUCAUUGUCACCCUUUUUGGAUUGUCAUGAAGCCUAACUCAAAACAGAUGGGCAAUCUUUGUUUUGUAAUUCUGGAUGGAAACAAGGGCUUCGAGAUUCCAUCAUCCAUGAUAAGAGGAACACUUACAGGAGAAUUUGUGGAGCUGCUAUGCUAGAAUGGUAGAAUUGGUGGGAUAGAACAGUUAAGUGUAACCUCAUCAUGUCAGGCAAUGCAAUCACUAUUGUGGUCUUAUUUCUCAACAUUUCGGUGUUUUCAGCCAUCUCUGCCUUGAAUCAGGAAGGCCUGUCCUUGCUGUCUUGGCUUUCAACCUCUAAUUCUUCUUCAUCUUCUGCUUUGUUCUCGUCCUGGAAUCCAGACCACCAAAAUCCAUGCAGAUGGGAUUACAUCAGAUGUUCAAGUGAUGGACAUGUAAGAGAAAUCACAAUAACUUCCAUUAGUCUUUCAACUGGCUUCCCCACCCAGCUCUUCUCCUUUCACCACCUCACCACUCUUGUCCUUUCAAAUGGAAACCUCUCCGGAGAAAUACCACCUUCGAUUGGAAACUUGUCUUCAUUGAUCACCCUAGACCUCAGUUAUAAUGCUCUAACAGGAGAUAUUCCAGCUGAGAUAGGAAAGUUAACUCAACUGCAGGAAUUAUCACUGAAUUCAAACUUAUUUCAUGGUGGAAUUCCGAGAGAAAUUGGAAACUGUUCAAAACUCUGGAAACUUGAACUCUUCGACAACCAGCUUUCUGGGAAGAUUCCUGGGGAAACAGGACAGUUAUGGGCUCUGGAAAUUUUCCGUUUAGGUGGAAACUCAGGAAUUCAUGGUGAAAUCCCAAUGCAGAUAUCAAACUGCAAGCAGCUAGCUUUUCUUGGUCUUGCAGAGACUGGGAUUUCAGGUGAAAUUCCUAGUAGUUUAAGAGAACUGAAGAAUCUCAAGACUCUUUCAAUCUACACGGCCAAACUCACUGGUAGCAUCCCACCUGAAAUUGGUAAAUUGUCUGCCUUAGAAAACUUGUUUCUUUAUGAAAACCAACUUUCAGGUGGGAUUCCUGAAGAACUGGGCAUGCUAAAAAAUCUCAAGAAGGUGCUGAUAUGGAAGAACAAGCUAAGUGGAAGCAUUCCAUCAUCUCUAGGGAACUGUUCAGGCUUGUUAGUCGUUGACUUUUCUUUGAAUUCUCUAGGUGGUCAGCUUCCGGCAACUCUUGUGAAUCUAGUUGCACUGGAGGAGUUUCUUCUGUCUGGAAACAAUCUUUCUGGAGAGAUACCGCCAUAUGUUGGCAACUUUUCCAGGCUAAAGCAACUUGAAUUAGAUAACAACAUGUUUUCUGGUGAGAUUCCACCUUCCAUUGGGCAACUAAAGAAGCUUUCUGUGUUUUUUGCCUGGCAAAAUCAGCUCCGUGGAAGCAUACCAGCUGAGCUAGCUGAGUGUGGGAAACUUGAAGCCUUGGAUCUUUCGCACAAUUUCCUUACCCGGUCAGUUCCAGGAUCUCUCUUCAAUUUGAAGAACUUGACCCAAUUGUUGUUGAUAUCAAACAGACUAUCUGGUGAAAUUCCCCCAGAUAUUGGUAAUUGCAGCAGCUUGAUACGUUUAAGGCUGGGAUCAAACAACUUCAGCGGCCAUAUUCCAUCAGGAAUUGGAUUACUACAGAAUUUGAUCUUCCUUGAAUUGUCAGAAAAUCACUUUGCUGGAGAAAUUCCCCCUGAAAUUGGCAACUGUACUCAGCUAGAAAUGAUAGAUUUGCAUGGAAAUGAGCUCCAAGGUACAAUCCCAACAUCCUUUGAAUCUCUUAUCAGACUUAACGUUUUAGACCUUUCAUCAAACAGUCUAGGAGGCACCAUUCCCCAAAAUUUGGGCAAGCUUACAUCUUUGAACAAACUAGUUAUGAGUGGAAAUUACAUCACUGGUUUGAUUCCCAAGUCCCUGGGCUCCUGCAAGGAUUUGCAAUUGCUAGACAUCAGCAGAAACAGGAUAAUUGGUUCCAUACCAGAAGAGAUUGGUGGUUUGCAAGGACUGGACAUCCUCUUGAACUUGAGUUGGAAUUCCUUAACAGGGCCAAUUCCAGAAAGCUUUUCAAAUCUCUCAAAGUUGGCCAACUUAGAUCUGUCUCACAACAUGCUAGCAGGAAACCUGACAGUUCUGGCUGGACUUGACAAUCUUGUUUCUCUAGAUGUCUCCUACAAUAACUUUUCAGGUACCCUUCCAGAUACUAAGUUUAUGCAUGAUCUCCCUGCCACUGUAUUUGCCGGCAAUCAAAAUCUCUGCAUUAACAGAGAUGAGUGCUAUUUAAAUAUAAAUCUUCAUGGCAAGAAAUCAACUCAAAACCUUGUCUUGCGCACUUUUCUCAGUGUGGUUAUAACCGUGACAAUAGUAAUAGCCGCCGUAGCUUUGUUUAUCAGAAUCCAUGGAGGUACAUUUGACAAGAACGAUGAAGAAAAAUUUUUGGAGUGGCAUUUCACUCCAUUUCAAAAGCUUAACUUCUCUAUAAAUGAUAUAGUCCAGAGUCUGUCCGAUUCCAACAUCAUAGGAAAGGGUUGUUCAGGCAUGGUUUAUUGUGUUGAGACUCCAACAAAGCAGGUUAUUGCAGUGAAGAAGCUAUGGCCAUUAAAGAAAGGAGAGUUCCCAGAUAGAGACCUGUUUUCCGCAGAAGUUCAGACUCUUGGAUCAAUAAGGCAUAAGAAUAUAGUGAGGUUACUAGGUUGUUGCGAUAAUGGGAAAACCAGAUUGCUCUUGUUGGAUUACAUCAGUAACGGGAGUUUGGGUGGAUUGCUUCAUGAAAAGAAGAUCUUCUUGGACUGGGAUGCAAGAUAUAAUAUCAUAGUAGGAGCAGCUCAAGGACUGGCUUACCUCCAUCAUGAUUGUAUUCCCCCAAUCCUUCAUCGUGACAUCAAGGCCAACAACAUAUUGGUAGGGCCACAGUUUGAAGCUUUUCUAGCUGAUUUUGGCCUUGCAAAGCUUGUUGAUGCCUCAGGAAGUCCAAGUGCUUCCAACGUUGUUGCAGGUUCUUAUGGCUACAUUGCUCCAGAGUAUGGAUACAGUAUGAGGAUCACAGAGAAGAGUGAUGUCUACAGCUAUGGGGUAGUGCUCCUCAGAGGUGCUGACCGGAAAGGAACCAUCUGACAGCCAGAUUCCAGGAGGUCACAUUGUCACUUGGAUUAACAAAGAGCUUCGUGAAAGACGAAAAGAGUUUACUGCAAUUCUUGACCAGCAACUGCUCCUGCAGCCAGGCACACAGAUCCAAGAGACGCUUCAAGUGCUAGGGGUGGCUCUCCUCUGUGUUAAUCCUUGCCCAGAGGAAAGACCCACAAUGAGAGAUGUGACAGCAAUGCUUAUGGAGAUCAGGCAAGAACAUGAAGAUUGCGAAAAGCCAAUCUCUCUUGGGAAAAGAGUGGUGAACAACUCAAAAGCUGAAGUUCAUUGUUCUAGCUUCUCUAGAUCAUCAGACCCAUUACUUUAGUUCACCUUCCGAGGUGCCAGUUUCCCAAAAUCUUCUGCAUCCAUUGAAGUCUAUGUUUUCGAAUAAGAAAUCAUCUCUGUAGAUUUGAUACUCCGUUGAACAAACAGGGGUUUCAUGUCAUUUCAUAUCCUUUCUCUUUUCUCGUGAUCCACCAUCUUUUUCAUUAACAUGGAUACUAUAGUCUCGAGGAUUCUCAUAUUUCACUUUAAAGCAAAAGUAAAAAGAUCGGUGAAUU
Messenger RNA from Rubroshorea leprosula, 3764 nucleotides. NCBI's taxonomy places the organism in Eukaryota, Viridiplantae, Streptophyta, Magnoliopsida, Malvales, Dipterocarpaceae. The record is from the annotation of a GenBank genome assembly.